GAAAGCGAUUCCUUGAAAUAUGUAACCAUUAAUUGAAAAAAUACCCAACAACGUAGAUAUUUGUUUUAUGUGCAUUGCAAAAUUCAUGAACGUUUAUUGAAAAAUAUUUAUAUGAAACCAGAAAGGAAGAUUCAUAAUGUGUAAUAUCAUAUAUUGGUUCAAAUGGAUUAUUUCCCACUUUUAUAUAAAGAUCUUCAGGCGUUCUAUAAAGCGAAGGUUCGAUUCAUUCGAAGUAGACUCCCGAGGGGAUCCCUACAAAUCUGAUUUCUUGCCACAUCCGGAUGAAAAGAUUUUGGAAUCUCCAUUGCCAGAAUCACAGUUACUAAAUACAGCAGACGAAGUAUUCUUUUACGGUGUGAAUUCCAAGUCGGAAUAUCUCAUUACGAGAAUAGUGAGAGGAGUAAAUCAAGAAGCACAAGCCUGGAUAUACCUGAAGUUGAACAAUGGAAAAAUCUAUCGGCUACAAGAGACAUCUGGCUUUCAGCAAACAGGCCGAGAUAAAAAGAUAUUCUCCUGUGGUGGAUUGCAGAUUCAUUAUUUGUUGCCGAUGAGAAGAUGGAGGAUAUUCUUCAAUGGAGUUUUAAAUGAAAUCAAUGAAGAUGGGACACUAUCGAAUAAAAAGGUGCAUGUAAAGUUUGCUUUAAUAUGGACUGCUUCAACAGAUCCUUUUGAUUUUAGAACUGAUGUAAACAGUAAAGCCCUAACAUCAUGUAUAGCUAAGGCUAAAUGGAAUCAAUACAAGCCACCACUACAAAAGUUAUUCAGUGCUCUAGAUUUUUAUGCUCAGUGUGGCGUAAUCAUGGGAACCAUCAGCAUAGAUGGAAAUGAUGAACAGAAUUUAUAUUUAUUUGGAGAGAGAAUUAGGUUUAUGGGUGAUUUGUCUUCUUCAAAAGGAAUGGAAUUUGUUCAUGUUCUGGGGCACAUCUCCAGAAACGGCCGUUUUGUGCAUGUGGUGGAAGUGUCCAUAGAAAAUGUCGUGGAAAAACUUAUCUUUGGGUUUUCUACUUCUUUAACUGGCUGCGUGCGGCUUAUUCAAGACAAUAAUUGUCGUUUAGAAAUGCUGAUUGAUGAAGAGAGAAAUGAAAAAGAUAUUGAAGCUAAAUUUCAUGCAAGAGAUAAACCGUACCAUUUAAAGGGAAGAAUCCCAGCAAGACAACACAAUAUCAAGAAUACUGUUGGUUGGAAUGGACAACUUUCGAUUGACUGUCUUGAUUUUGAAUUGGAUUUAUUGAAAAGAAAAAAUAUCAAGCAUUCGGAAAGUAAAGAAUCAAAUUCAUUAACAGGAGGACAGAUAGGAAAAGGAAUUGUUAUAAAUGGGAAAAUGUUGAAACCAUCAAGAAAGAAUAAUGCUAACAAAUCUUCCCUUACCAGUGAAUCAGGAGAGAAUACCAUGGACAGUUCGUAUAUUCCUUUUGCUUCUCAAGUUAUUCCAUGCAUACUGGUCACACAUUUCUCAGAAAAGACCUGCCAAGACCCAGAAAUAACAGGAGGAAAAGGAUCAUCCUUAGGAAAGCUUACAGAACUAAGUAACGAACUUCAAGGUAAAUUUGUGGUACCAAAAGGAGUUGUUGUUACUACUAGUGCAUACCAAUUAUUCGUCACGGACCACAUCCUGGAGGAAGUUAAGAAUCUGGAAAAUGUUCUUCAUCAGGAUAAAGCUGAAGAAACAAAAGCUGCGUGCCAGAGGUUAAUGGAUGAAGUUAUAAAAACAAAGAUUCCUGAUGAGAUUCGUCAGUCUUUUGUUAUGAAUUUUAUGAAUGCAUUUCCUGAAAGAAAACACGACGAUAAAUUUGCUGUUCGCUCAUCUGCCACUGGAGAAGACACAGAACAGAUGUCAGCAGCAGGACAAAUGGAAAGUUAUCUUGGGAUAGCUGGCAUUAGUGAGAUUAUGGCUGCUAUUAAGAAAUGCUGGGCAUCUCAAUUCAGUUAUAUUGCAGUGCAGUAUAAAAGGCAGAAUGGUCAAAUGAUAAAUUCUCCGAUGGCUGUCGUUGUUCAACAAAUGAUUCCAUGCGAUGUUGCUGGAGUUCUUUUUACAUGCGAUCCUCUAACAGGAAGUCCAACAACCAUGAGCAUUACUGCCAACUAUGGACUAGGUGAGUCUGUGGUGUCUGGAUCAGAAGAACCGGAUACAAUUGAGAUUGAAAGGCUGGAUGAGAAUAACUUGAUUAUAAAGAACAAAAUCAUUGGAUCGAAAGGACAUAAAAUUAUUUUGAAAGAUGAUGGCGGUACUGAUAUUGAAGAUGUUCCGGAAUACGAAAAGCAGUCCUGUUGCUUAUCAGAUAAUAUGGCUCUGUUUCUAGGUCAAAUAGCCAUAAAGAUUGAAAAAACCUUCGGAUCCUACAGAGAUAUAGAAUGGGGCUUUUGGAACAAUAAUUUGUAUAUAUUUCAAUCUCGACCUGUUACAAGCGGUACCGGAGAAACGAAUUUUGAAAUCGAUCAUGAAUUCGAUGCUCCUCUGCGUUGUGAAGAUGAAUAUUUCGCCAUGUGUAAUGUUGGAGAGGUACUUCCUGGAGCUACAUCACCUUUAGGCUUAGAUCUUACUCUGAAGUAUUUCAAAACAGUUUUACAGAGUAAAAGAUAUAGCAGCUGGGGCUCAUUGGAUGUAUCGAGAUACUUUCCUAAAGGAAUAGUUUCUAUGUACCGCCACGUAAUGUUCACUGGUAUUGAUCUCUUUCCUCAAGCAUAUGAGAGUCCCACCCAAGCAGAAAUAAGUGGCGUAGCACUCUUUGGAAGAAUAAUAGACGACGAUGAUCUUUAUGAACUGGCAAAGGAAAGAUUUAGUGAUGAACCAGUGAAACUUUUCACGAAUGGGUUGUACAUAAAAUUAUUUUACAGGAUGAUUUAUGGUGCCAAAGCGAAGCUAAAACGACUUUAUAAAAAUUAUAGAGGAUACACUUUGUCUUCUACUAAAUUCAACAACUCUCAAGAGUUAUUCGAUCAUCUGAUAUCCUGUUGUACCGGCAUGAGCACGCCAAUGGGAACACAUAUUGUUUGUUCUGAAGCUUCAUGCUGUUUGAAUUUGAUAAUAUUUAAUAUUUUACAAAAAGCAGUUGGAGAAAUCAAUACCGACGUUUACAGUGAUUUUUCUCAACUAGUGACCACAUCCAGUGGAGUGGAGAGUGCAGAUGUCCCUGCUGCAAUGGAGCGACUAGCGUACUUCAUUUUAAAAGAAAAAUCCCCAGAAGACUUCAAAAGUAUGAAGACGGAGGCAAUCAUACUGACUUUCUACAUUUUUAUGAAUUUCCAGGAAGCCCUGCGAUGGUUAGAGACAUCAUCAACAACUGCGGGUGAGAGGUAUCGGGAUUUUUUGAUAAAGCACGGCCAUCGAUGUUUCAGAGAAAUGGAUAUCCAUUCCUUAACUUGGAAAACGGAUCCGCAAUCCCUUGUGAAGUUAUUACAGAAUUUAGUUGGAAACAUUACAGAAGAUAAAGUUGAGAAAAAAGAAGAAGACUUUGAAAAAUUGAUUUCAGGAUUGAAAAGUCCAAUGACUUCCAGCAGCAAAUUCGCUUUAAGAAUGUUUCUUCCCCUAUGCCGAAAAGCUGUGAAAAAUAGAGAAUGGUCGAAGUCCAUCAUUAUGCGAGUCUUGAACGAGUGGCGAAAAGGAUACAGACGACUCGCCAAGCUGAUGGUUCAGGAAGGUCGCAUUCCCGAUGAAGACCUGCUCUUUUUCAUGAAUUUGGAAGAAAUAAAGGAGUUACUAGAGACGAGAUCACCGAAAAUCAUUUCGAAGGCUAUCCAUAGGCGAAGACGGCAACCAAUUAUUGAUAAGUAUAUUUUUCCAGAAAUAAAUAAAGGUUUUCCGGUACCGAUCAAUGCGGAGAAGAAAAUUGAAGUGAAUACUGAUGAUAAUUUCUCUAUGAAAGGCAUACCUGUUAGUCAAGGAAUAACCACUGGUGUAGUUCGGGUAGCUCUGGAUUUAGAAGAAGCAUCACUUUUAAAGCCAGGGGAAAUACUUUUGACUUACAGCACUGACAUAGGGUGGUCGCCCUAUUUCCCUUUCUUAGGGGGCGUUGUCACUGAACUCGGAGGUCUUAUAUCGCAUGGUGCAGUGGUAAGUCGUGAAUAUGGUCUUCCAUGCAUUGCAGGGUUACACGGAGCAACGCAAUUGUUUAAAACAGGUGAUUAUGUAGUAUUGGAUGGAAACAAAGGAAUUUUACAAAGGCUACCUAAGUCGGCAGAUUCAUGAAAAUUCAUCGUUAAUUUAUCUUCAUAUUUUUCUUUGCACAAUAAAUAAUUUAUGUGGCAGCUAAUAACGCCAUCAUUAUUUUCGAAAAGAAACUUUCAUGUGAUAAUCUAAUCACGUUUAUUAACAAUUCAGGUAGCGCUUUU
This is a messenger RNA of Argiope bruennichi, 4329 nucleotides long. Its product is annotated as putative phosphoenolpyruvate synthase. The coding region runs from base 137 to 4186 and encodes 1349 amino acids. Gene Ontology annotation, biological process: phosphorylation. The record is from RefSeq and is a predicted model, not a curated record. Gene Ontology annotation, molecular function: kinase activity; ATP binding. NCBI's taxonomy places the organism in Eukaryota, Metazoa, Arthropoda, Arachnida, Araneae, Araneidae. The transcript has 40 exons.